Molecule: messenger RNA, 2377 nt
Organism: Drosophila miranda
Lineage: Eukaryota; Metazoa; Arthropoda; Insecta; Diptera; Drosophilidae
Product: pyruvate dehydrogenase (acetyl-transferring) kinase, mitochondrial-like
Exons: 6
Coding region: 688-2301 (537 amino acids)
Biological process (GO): regulation of glucose metabolic process; protein phosphorylation
Cellular component (GO): mitochondrion
Molecular function (GO): pyruvate dehydrogenase (acetyl-transferring) kinase activity
Source: RefSeq, a predicted model, not a curated record
GGCCCAGCUGUAGCCCAGGUCUAGACAAAAUAGUCAAUCGUGUGAGAAGUCUUCAAUACGCGCGUCGCACAAUAAACAUUGCAAAUACCGUACAAAACAUCUCUCCGCAUCCCGCGCUUAUAAUUACUUUUAUGGCGCAUCAGCAGCAACAAAGACGACGCCCCCCCACAGCCAUCAAAAGCCAUCAGCAGGAAAGCCGCAGCUACUAUAUUAGCAGCUUACACUGGCACACAUCAUUGCGUUUAAACAAAUAUUUUUCCACCAUUUUGCACCGUCUUGGGCUAAAGCUCUCCAUUGAUUUAUUGAACCAAGCAGAGGAAGUACCGCAAGACAUUGCCAGCUGUUGUGAGAGAGAGAGAGAGAGAGAGAGAGAGGAAAGUGAAUUUUUUGCCGGUCAACGUCCUACGGUGAGGUGAAGGUGAGCGAAAGGACAUUGCGCCUACAUACCGGCUUCCCUCCCACGCACAGAAACACGAACACUCUCACACACGCUCGGUGGUCUACAGUGCUUUCGACCACAUUGGGGCAACAACAAAGUUUUUAAAGAUAAGCGAAGACCGGUAAACACCCACAACAGCGUAAUCGGACUACGCGCCCCCCGCAACCGACAACCAGUAAACACUCACCCCCCCCCCCCCCCCCCCCCCCCCCCCCCCCCCCCCCCCGCGAAGCAACAACACACACGAUAUGCGCCUGUUCCCGGUACGCCUCUCGGCCGCCUCGUCCUCGAUGGCGAGCCUGAUCAAAAUGCUCGACUUCUACUCGGACUUCAACCCAUCGCCGCUAUCCAUCAAACAGUUUAUGGACUUUGGUCAAAAUGCCUGCGAGAAAAAGUCGUACAUAUUUCUGCGAAAGGAGCUGCCGGUGCGAUUGGCCAACAUCAUGAAGGAGAUUGCCCUGCUGCCGGACAAUCUGCUGCACACCAGAUCCGUCAGCGAGGUGAGCUCUUGGUACGUGAAGAGCUUCGAGGAGGUGCUGGAGUACGAGAAGGCCGAUCCCACACACGACAAUUUGCACAAGUUUGUGCAUCAUCUGGAUCUCAUUAGGAAUCGGCACAACGACGUGGUGCAGACGAUGGCCCAGGGCGUCAUUGAAAUGAAGGAGAACGAGGGCGGCACGGUAGAUGCGCCCACCGAGAGCUCCAUACAGUACUUUCUAGAUCGGCUGUACAUGUCGCGCAUCAGCAUCCGGAUGCUGAUCAAUCAGCACACUCUGCUCUUUGGAGCGAAUCCCCACUCGGGUGGUCGGCACAUCGGCUGCCUGGACCCAGACUGUGACCUGUCGGACGUGGUGCGCGAUGCGUAUGAGAACGCCCGCUUCCUCUGUGAUCAAUAUUAUCUGACGAGCCCAGCGUUGGAAAUCCAGGAGUAUUGCCGCGAGCCAGAGGGCAACCUGCCCAUCCGCACUGUCUACGUGCCCUCGCAUUUGUAUUACAUGCUCUUCGAACUCUUCAAGAACUCCAUGAGAGCUGUGGUGGAGCACCACAAUAAUGACAACUGCGACACCCUGCCGCCCCUCAAGGUGGCCAUCUGCCGCGGCCAGGAAGACAUCUGCGUGAAGAUCUCCGAUCAGGGUGGCGGCAUUCCCCGCUCCCAAACUGACCAGCUUUUCAAGUACAUGUACAGCACGGCUCCGCAGCCAUCCAAGUCGGAUCUGCACACGGUUCCUUUGGCCGGCUAUGGGUACGGUCUGCCUAUAUCACGGCUCUACGCUCGCUACUUCCAUGGCGACAUAGUGCUGCUCUCGUGCGAGGGCUUCGGCACGGAUGCCAUAAUCUACCUAAAGGCUCUGUCCGAUGAGGCCAACGAGCUGCUGCCCAUCUUCAACAAGACGAGCUCCAAGUUCUAUCGCGCCACGGUGCCUACGGGCGACUGGUCUAAUCAGCUCUCUAAUGAUUUAUUUCUUUUAGAACUUUUCCAAUCGGUGGCGGUAUAUAUAUGGUUUCUUAAAAAAUCUAUAAGACUGCUUGGAAUCAAACCACAACCGAACUAUAUGGCCGGUUUUGUUUCAUUUAGAACACCCUACUGCCUGCCCUUAGGAUCAAUAUUCGUUGGCCUUAUGAAACUCUCUGAUUUUCUAGAGCUCCGAUAUGAAUGCCCGACAGCUGUCGGCCACCACACCGAAACGCUACAACGACUUGGUUCAGGAUACCUAAGACCGAUUCCACGCACGCAACUGCUAACUGCUACUCAGGUUAAGGACUUACAUAUGACGAUUCAGGAACAACAGCAACAGAUGGAUAUACAAGGACACACAUCACUAGCUCUAGGCAAAGACAUUCCCAAACAGCAGCAACGUUAGUGAACUAAGUUUUCGUGUUGUUAUUGAAAAUGAAAAACGAUGUUAAAAAUACAUAAUGCUAAUUGUUAAAGAUCAA